Carassius auratus (goldfish) is the source of this 2154-nucleotide messenger RNA. RefSeq names its product ribonuclease inhibitor-like. The coding region runs from base 1 to 1797 and encodes 598 amino acids. Gene Ontology annotation, cellular component: cytoplasm. Gene Ontology annotation, molecular function: protein binding. The record is from RefSeq and is a predicted model, not a curated record. Lineage: Eukaryota; Metazoa; Chordata; Actinopteri; Cypriniformes; Cyprinidae. The transcript has 13 exons.
AUGGACUCUCAUAGCAAAGUGGAGAAAAUUAAGCUGAACAAUUGUAGGCUGACAGAGAAAAGCUGUUCAGUUCUAGCUACUGUUCUCUCCUCCAAAACCAUCCUGAAAGAGAUUAACCUGAACAACAGCCGUCUGCUGGACUCAGGAGUCAAAGAGAUCUGUGAGGGACUGAAGAAUCCUGUGUGUGAGCUGAAGAUACUCAGACUCUCAAACUGCAGUGUCACUGAAGAAGGUUAUAAAGCUCUGGCUUCAGCUCUGAGAUCAAACCCUUCACACCUGAUAGAGCUGGAUCUCACAGGAAAUGAUCCUGGACAAUCAGGAGUGAAGGAGCUCAGUGAUUUACUACAGGAUCCAAACUGUCAACUAAUACUGAGGUUUUUGAGUUCUGAAGCAGAAGAAGCCUGUCACUAUGUGAGAAGAGUUGUGAAUAAAAACCCAUUACUUGUGAGAGAACUGAAUCUGAGUGAACAUAAACUGAACAGCACACAUAAAGUGAAGCAGCUCGCUGCUCUACUGGAGGAUAAACAUUGUAAACUGAACAUAAUUCAGCUGUGUGACUGUGAUCUAACAGAGGAAAGCUGCUUAGUUCUCGCUACAGUCCUGAGAUCAAACUCCAGUCUGAAAGAACUUGACAUGAGCAACAAUAAUCUGCAGGAUUCAGGAAUAAAGAAACUCCAGAACGGAUUAGAAAAUAAAAACUGCACACUGGAAAAACUCAGACUUUCAUACUGCAGUAUCACAGAAGAAGGUAAUAAAGCUCUGGCUUCAGCUCUGAGAUCAAACCCUUCACACCUGAUAGAGCUGGAUCUCACAGGAAAUGAUCCUGGACAAUCAGGAGUGAAGCAGCUCAGUGAUUUACUACAGGAUCCAAACUGUCAACUGAAGACACUGAGAUUUUUGAGUCCGGAUGCAGAAAGGGCUUCUGAAUAUGUGCCUGGACUUGUGGGUAAAAACCUGUUGCUGGUAAAAGAGUUGAAUCUGAGUGAUGUUAAACUAGGAGACACACAAGUGAAUCAGAUCGCUGCUCUACUGCGGGAUAAACACAGUCAACUCAACACGGUGAUUCUGUGUGGAUGCAGUAUUACAGAGAAACAGUGUCUCAUCCUGACUUCAGCUCUGAAAUCAAACCCAUCACACCUGAGAGAACUGGACCUAAGUGGGAAUAAAAUAAAUACAGGAGUGAAUCACUUAUGUGACAUACUGAUGCAUUCACACUGUAAACUGGAGAGACUGAGGUUCAGUGGAUGUGAAAUGACAGAUGAAGGAUUUUCUGCUGUGACUUCAGCUCUGAAAUCAAACCCAUCACAUCUGAGAGAACUGGUCCUGAGUGGAAAUAAAUUAGGAGACUCUGGAGUGAAACACCUCUGUGAUCUACUGAUGAACCCAAAAUGCAAGCUGGAAAUACUCAAUUUGUGUAAAUGCAGAAUUACAAAGAAAUAUUGUCUCAGCUUGACUUCAGCUCUGAAAUCAAAUCCAUCACACCUGAGAGAACUGGACCUCAGUGUGAAUCAGAUUAAUAAGACAGGGGUGAAUCACUUAUGUGACGUACUGAAGGAUUCACACUGUAAACUGGAGAGAUUGAGUCUAAAUGACUGCGGCAUUACAGAUGUUGCUUGUUUGGCUCAGUCUUUGGAUAAGAAGACAUCAUUACGUUUUCUAAAAGAGCUUGAUCUGAGUAACAAUAAAAUAGGAAACUCAAAGAAGCAGCUCACUGAGGUGCUAAAAGAAUCAGGCUGUGAACUGAGACUAGACAGUGAAAGCUUGCUAAAACGAUUUGAUGGAUGGCUUGGGCUUUAAGCUCAAGAAGCUGUACAAACAGAACCUGUCAACUUCAGGUUGAUCGGAGAACAGAUGUGUACAGUAAACAGGGGACUGGCUCUUUAGUAUAAAUUCUCCAUCAAUCAUGUAGUGGACUGUAGGAUGGUAACACUUAAAAUACACCUUCCACUCAACAAUGAGGAAAGUUUCAUGUCAAUGUGAUCAGGUUUAUGUGGACAGUCAGGCAGUUUCCACCUCUUACUAGCAUGCAUCUCAAAUGUGUCUCUGUUCAAACUUUGUCAAGACUCUCUCUUCUUGUUUCUUCCCCUCUACAUCACUUUCACAGCAGUGCUAGUGUUGUGAGUUGACAGUAUAGUAAUACAUAAUGUUCAUUUA